Messenger RNA from Sipha flava (yellow sugarcane aphid), 1011 nucleotides. It is a transcript of the gene oaf, whose product is annotated as out at first protein. The transcript has 5 exons. The coding region runs from base 180 to 989 and encodes 269 amino acids. NCBI's taxonomy places the organism in Eukaryota, Metazoa, Arthropoda, Insecta, Hemiptera, Aphididae. The record is from RefSeq and is a predicted model, not a curated record.
UUGUAGUUAUUAAUUAUAAUUAUUAUGUAGUUAACAUAAUCAUUAAAUAAGUUAUAUGAUAUUGCCAUAAUUUUAUGAUGCUUAAAUUUAUCAUAUUUUUCGACAUUUCCAAUUGAAUCAUUAUAGUUUUUAUUUUUUAAUAAUCUUCACAAAAAUGUAGUUUAUGUGUUAAAAUUAACAUGACUUCAAAAAUUAAGUCGUGUAUUAUUAUUUUUAUUUUUUUCUUUAAUUAUAAUAUUUCUUGCCUAGUUGUUAAUGUAAAGAAUCAGAAUGGAGGUAUUAUAAAAGAAAUAAUAAAUGCAAAUAUAACAGAUGAUACCAUUACAGUGGAAUUACAACUUCUUGAUUCAACAUUAAUUACACAACAUAUUGAUUUCACAAAGGAAGUACAAAUAGUACAAGUAUUAUUGCUUGGAGAAGAAGAGCGUGGUCAAAAACCUUAUCAAAUCCUUUGUUUUGUGAAUCAUAUACAUGCAAAUGAAUUUAUUUCACCAGAUGCAAUGGCAAAACUUAGACAAAAAAAUCCUGGUACAAUUCGAGUUGCUGAAGAGAAUAAAGGUGCCUUUAAUGUUACUAUAGAUAUGAAAAUUAAAUUAAAAGAUAGCUCUUAUAUUUCUCAACAUGUUGGCUCAUUAUGUUCUGAAGCUUCAGAUACCACUUUUACUAGUAAAAUUGAUAUUGACAAAUGGGCUUUAGUACCAGGUAUGUACUUAGGAAAUUUGUUACAAACUGUUGAAUAUAUUAAUUACAAAGCAUCAAAAUCCAAUUUGAAGUUAUGUCGAGAUACAGGAAAAGUCUGGUCACAAUGUUUAUGUACAAUGGAAGUAAGCAUUCCAUGGUAUCCUUGUGCUCUGAAAUUCUGUAAAGAUCAUAUAGGUAAAAAAUCAACAGUAGUUGAAAGUUAUCGAUGUGGCAUACAAACUUGUGCUAAAUCUAUGAAUUUUAUGUACAGUGUUAAACACAAACAACUUUGUUUGUCAAUUGAAUAAUAAAUAUCAUACUAUCUUUAAA